Messenger RNA from Microplitis mediator, 683 nucleotides. Its product is annotated as natterin-3-like. Lineage: Eukaryota; Metazoa; Arthropoda; Insecta; Hymenoptera; Braconidae. The record is from RefSeq and is a predicted model, not a curated record. The transcript is spliced from 4 exons. Bases 153 to 590 code for a protein of 145 amino acids.
UUUCGCUAGCGCUUAGUUUAAAACGGGGAGUCCUCGUUUAUUUUUACUGAGAUUACGUCACCGUGGGCGUUUUAUAUCAUACAUGUAUCAAGUCACUCGAACUGACAAUCUUCAGACGAUUAACAUCAAUUCAAGUUCUCAUUCUGCAUAAAAUGCCAGGAUACAAGUGGGUGAGAUAUUCUGGAGCAAGGUAUUGGGCUCCUGGGAUGAUUACUAUUGGUCGUGACUUGGAUGGCGCUCAUCUUGUUGUUGGUCGUGCACAUCAUCAUGGCGAUUUGUUACCGGCUAAAGCUAAGCCCGAACAUGGGGUUGCUUAUAUUGCUCAUGGUGGCGCUGAACACAUGAAACAUGACUUCGAAAUUUUAAUGCCAGCUGAGUUUCAAUGGAUACCAUCGAGAAAUGGUCAAGUACCACCCGGAGCUGUUGAGGGUGGCAGAACUAGUAAUGGAGAAGUUUUAUUUAUCGGUCGCGCUCAUCACAACGGAACUCCUUGCGUAGGAAAGGUACAUCCAAGCCACGGCAGCCUUUACAUUCCUUACAACGGCGAAGAAGUUCCCUUCAGAGAGUACGAAGUACUGGUUCAAAAUUAAUUUUAGAGAAUUAUAUGAAAAAAUGUUCCUUGAAUGCUAACGAAAAGGUAAUUGAAAAUAAAAGAAAAAGAUAGCUGCAUGAAAUGAAUAAAA